This is a messenger RNA of Condylostylus longicornis, 2704 nucleotides long. RefSeq names its product venom dipeptidyl peptidase 4. Gene Ontology annotation, biological process: proteolysis. NCBI's taxonomy places the organism in Eukaryota, Metazoa, Arthropoda, Insecta, Diptera, Dolichopodidae. Gene Ontology annotation, molecular function: dipeptidyl-peptidase activity; serine-type peptidase activity. Bases 234 to 2516 code for a protein of 760 amino acids. The record is from RefSeq and is a predicted model, not a curated record. The transcript is spliced from 8 exons.
GAUUGUUGGUAUUUUACUUAAAACUUAUUUUUUUAUUGUUUUUAUUAAUUAAAACUGCUUGAUGCAGAUAUAAGUAGAAAACGAACUCAAUAAAUUAAUUUGUUAGAUAUUUUAUUCGAGAUAUAAAAAUUAUAAUUGUUGUGCUUUUCUGUGUUUUUAUUAAAAAUAAAACUAUAAUUUAGUCUUUUAUAGAAUUAAUUUAAAUUCUUUUUUAAUUUACAUUUUUAUUGAUAAUGAAGAUUAUCGCAAUUUUCCUGGUAUUUAUUCUAAAGUUCAUAGAUGAUGUGCACUUAAAUCCAAUAAACAAUGAAAAAUCGAAGUUACCAUGGGAAAUUGAAGAAGCUUUAAAUGCUCCGAUUUCAAUAAAAAAAUUUGAUGGAACUUGGAUUUCUGAUAGCGAACUAAUUUUUCCAAAAAAGGUCUUUGAAGGAAGAGAGUAUUUACUUUUUAAUGCAAAAACAAAUUUGACUUCGAACUUUGUUUCUGGAGAAGCGUUUAAAAAAUACAAAAAUGCCGAGUUUUCAUUAUCAAGUGAUAAUAAGAAAUUCCUUAUUGCUUAUGAUAAAAAAACUAUUUUCCGGCAUUCGUCAACUGCCAAGUAUGAUGUUUAUGAAAUCGAAACAGGUACAACUUAUAGUAUAGCCGAAGGUGAAAUGAUACAACAUUGUAAAUUUGGAGCUUUUAGUGAUAAAAUAGUUUAUGUUUUGGGCAAUAAUAUUUUUCUUUACAAAUUCUCUAACGGAAACACAUAUCAAAUUACUACUGAUGGUAAAAUUGGUGAAAUUUACAAUGGGGUACCUGAUUGGGUAUAUGAAGAAGAAGUUUUCAGCGCAGCUUCAGCUAUAUGGUGGUCUCCUGAUGGAGAAAAAAUGGCUUUUGCACAAUUUGUAGACAAUGAUGUGAAAUUAUUUAAAUAUUUCAUUUAUGGAGAGCCUUCUGACUUGGAUUCGCAAUAUCCUGAAGAAAUCGAUAUAAGAUACCCAAAACCUGGAACACCAAACCCAAAUGUUACUUUAUAUGUAGUUAACUUACAAAAUAUUGGUAAAGAAGAAGUUUCAUUGACAAAAUUAGGAGCUCCCACAAGUAUUGUCACUCAAGAUCAUAUUCUUCAAUCUGUUAGUUGGUCCUCAAAUGAUAAAGUAGUUGCUUUGUGGGAAAAUCGAAGACAAAAUAGAGGAGUAAUUGUGGAAUGUGAUACUAACUCCAAAAGUUGUAGAAAUGUUAGAGAAAUUUCUGAACCUAAAGGUUGGCUAAUGACAAACAGUAUUAAUUGUAACACAAAUGCAAAAAAUACAUGUAAUUUAAUUGACUGGAUUGAGAAUUGGAUGCAAAUUUGGCAAUUGGAUCUGGAGACAGGAAAAAAUAUAAAUAACAAAUCAUUUGGAAAUUUUACUGUUACGAAAGUUUUUGGUCAAAAAGGAUAUGAUUGGUUCUAUCAAGGCACCUUAGAAGGAAGUCCAGCCCAACAACAUAUUUAUAAAAAUGAACAAUGCAUUUCAUGUGCGAUUUUAGAUUCUGAAGGGGAAAAUUGCACAGCAGCUACAGCUUCGUUUAGUCAUGAUUUGAGUCAUGUAGCGGUUUCGUGUAACGGACCGAAUCCAACCAUUUCACGAAUUUAUAGCACUGAUACUAUGGAGGUAAUUAAAGUGUGGGAAACAAAUGAAGAAUUUCGGAAAAACAUUUUGUCAAAAAAAUUAAUGCCAAAAAUAAGAUAUUUGAAUGUAACUGUAGAAGGAGGCUUAAAGGCUAUUAUUAAACUUUACUUACCUCCUGAAUUAAAUUGGGAAAAUCCAAAUAAAAACAAGAAAUAUCCUUUAAUUGUGUAUGUUUAUAGUGGACCAAAUUCAGCAAAAAUUAAAAGUGAAUUCGGAGUAGGUUGGGAUUCUUACCUUGUAACUGCUAGAAAUGUAAUAUAUGCCGAAAUUGAAGGUCGGGGAACUGGAAACAAAGGAAAAGAUAUUUUAUAUAUUAUAAAUAAUAACUUGGGGACAGUUGAAAUAGAAGAUCAAAUUGCUGUCACAGACUUUUUGCAAAGAGAAUAUGGUUUUAUAGAUAAAGAUCGAACAGCAAUUUGGGGUUGGAGUUAUGGUGGUUAUGUUACGGCUAAGGUCCUGGCAACUGAUGAUCAAAGGAUUUUUCAGUGCGGGGUAUCAGUUGCUCCAGUAACUUCUUGGACUUAUUAUGAUACUAUUUAUACCGAACGUUAUAUGGGGCUUCCAGAAUGGCAUGAUAAUUUAAGAGGUUACAGAAACGGUGAUUUGUUGAUGGAAGAUUCAAGAUCAAUUUCUAAUUUUAAAAACCACGAUUUUCUUUUAAUGCACGGUGUUGCAGAUGAUAAUGUUCAUUUCCAACAAAGCUUGCAGCUUUCCAAAAUCUUACAAAGAAAUAACAUAUUUUUUGAAGAGAUGAUGUACCCUGAUGAGAAUCACAGUAUUCAAAGGCUAAGACUACAUCUGUAUCGCAAUAUGGAUCACUUUUUGGUUAAUUGUUUGAAUUUAGAAGGUACCGAAGACUGAAUGAACAUAACAAAGCUAUUCCAGUAAAAAUUAUUUUUCAUUGCUAUACAUAUACGUAUUAUAUAAAAUAUUCAGUACAUAAUUAAUAUUCUUUAGAGACAUCAAUUGUUUAAAUUUGAAAUUUUGCUUUUUUAAGUAUAUACAUACGUAUCUAUGCAUGUAAAUAAAGAAGGAUAUUGUACAAAGUA